This is a messenger RNA of Aspergillus piperis CBS 112811, 1666 nucleotides long. RefSeq names its product putative serine/threonine protein kinase. Gene Ontology annotation, molecular function: ATP binding; protein serine/threonine kinase activity. Lineage: Eukaryota; Fungi; Ascomycota; Eurotiomycetes; Eurotiales; Aspergillaceae. The coding region runs from base 368 to 1666 and encodes 432 amino acids. Gene Ontology annotation, biological process: intracellular signal transduction; intracellular monoatomic cation homeostasis; protein phosphorylation. The record is from RefSeq and is a predicted model, not a curated record. The transcript has a single exon.
CGUCUAAGUGCAAGUAUGACAUGACUCUACUGCCUAGAUGCCGCUUCCUUCCCACAGAAACUCCCCCGUCGCCAACAUCCUCCUUUCCAUCGUUCAACUCUUGUUCUGCAAAGUACUGUUGGCUCUAGCUAUAGCAGGACAUAGCUCUAUAAGCCCAACUUAGCUUUGUAACUAUUGCAGUCGACCAUUUGCUAUAUUGGCUGCAAAAUCUUGCUCUUCCACUCCCUUCUCUAUCCUCUUCCCUUUAUUUCUCGUUGUGACCUACACAACGAUAUCUUAUCGGAUAUACUUUGCUUCCAGGUAUAUCCCAUCGUGGAUCGAAUGAUAAAUCAACUCGUCUCAACAGACUCGUAUUGAUAUAAAUACGAUGUCUUCCACUGCUUCUUCCUCUUCCUCCUCGAGCAUCUACCACAGUGUCGGCUCCAGCGAGCUGGAUGAUCGCCUUGGGAAGUUGAUCAUGCCAUGCUCCAAGCCCACUCCUAGCCAAAGCAGCGACUACCAAGCUGUGGAGGUCCCCGACGACUUCGGCACAAGCCUAACCUCCGAAGCAUCCGUUAGUAUGUAUGUGCUCGAGGAGAUGAAAGCCUAUAAAAUGAAGGAAGCCUUCUACAGUAGCAAAGGCGAGGUUCUUGGCAGAGGAGCCUACGCACAGGUCCGCGUCGUCUAUAAGCGCAACAGCAAAGACAGGACAUCUCGUUAUGUUGCCAAGGAGUUCUUCGAGAGGGAGGAGGCCCCAUACGAUGUUUUCAUGCGCGAUAUUCGUAAAGAAUUCAUCGUCGCUCGUCAUGCUUGUCAUCCAAAUGUCGUCAAAACUGUUGACCUUUGCAUCAACGAGAGGCAGUGUAGCAUUGUCAUGGAAUACUGCAGCCAGGGUGACCUCUUAGAUGUCCUUUCGAUCGGCCGGCUAAGCACCACUGGCAAAUUAUGCCUGUUCAAGCAGCUUUUACGUGGUGUAUCCUACCUCCAUAACCAUGACAUCGCCCAUCGAGACCUGAAGCCAGAGAACCUGCUCCUCACGGAAAGAGGCGUUCUCAAGAUUACCGACUUUGGUUUCGCUGUGGUCUUCAGGAAUCCCAAGAUAGAUCCCGAUAGAGUCCGCCAGUGUUCGAACAAAAACAUCUGCGAUACCGAACCCUAUCUGCCACAUGAGGUAUGGUACAGUAGAUACUAUGACCCUCGCCGGCUUGAUGUAUGGGCCUGUGCCUUGAUCGGACGAUACUUGUUCAACCAUAGCAUGGCCUGGGAGGUCGCCGACAGCGAAAAAGAUAUGCAUUUCCAAAGGUUUGUACUUGAUUGGGCGGGAUUUCGUAAAAGCCGUUGUGUCAGCCUUAUUGAUUGGGCUGAUAUCCACGAAUGGCAGCCAGGGUUCCGGCCUACAGACUACCCGAGCCCUGAGAUAUGGUCUCUGAUUCUCCUAAUGCUGCACAUUUACCCCGACAAAAGACUCACAAUCGAUGAAGCCUUGAAUAGCCCCUGCAUUCAAGCUAUUGAUUGCUGUUCUCCGACGGGGCUUGAAACAGCUUCUACAAAUUCUCACUCUCCUCCUGAAACUCAUCAUCAUUGUCAGGAUCCCCUGUUGCUGUCACCACCACAGCACUUAUCAGACACGGACAGCAGCACAACCAAGUCAAGUGACAUCAAUAGGCGAGUAUAUUCGAGUGAGUAG